Caretta caretta (loggerhead turtle) is the source of this 2213-nucleotide messenger RNA. It is a transcript of the gene KCNJ5, whose product is annotated as potassium inwardly rectifying channel subfamily J member 5. The record is from RefSeq and is a predicted model, not a curated record. Gene Ontology annotation, molecular function: G-protein activated inward rectifier potassium channel activity. Gene Ontology annotation, cellular component: plasma membrane. Gene Ontology annotation, biological process: potassium ion import across plasma membrane; regulation of monoatomic ion transmembrane transport. Lineage: Eukaryota; Metazoa; Chordata; Testudines; Cheloniidae.
GCUCUUCUCCCUCCUCCCUUUCACGGCCCUUUAAGUAGCUUUAUUACGCAGAGAAUUCAUUUGUACUACACACAGCCAGAGAGAGGGAGCAGGCAAAGGGAGGGAGAUUUAACCGGCAAAAGUAGCACCGUGGUGCUGGAGGGCAGGGGGUCUGGGGAACCAUGGCAUCUAUGUCAGAGCCAGCAAAGGCCUGGGAUGGCUAGGGGCAGAGGAUGUGUGCACUUAAAUCCACAGCACAAUAUAAAUGUUCUGUAAUACCAGGCAGGAGGCGGUAGGGAGGGGAGAACCUGGGAUAAGAAGACCCCAAUGCUCUGGUGAUGGCAUGGACCGGAAGCCCUUCCAGCAACUGUUUUUACCUUCCUCCCAGCUCUGUCUCCUCCGGGUCCCCCAAAAACAUGAGGGAGCAAGACUGAUGCAGAACCAUUGUUAGCAACCCAACCAUGGCUGGAGAUUCUAGGAUCUUCAUGAACCAGGACAUGGAAAUUGGAGUCACACCUAUGGAUCCCAAGAAGAUUCCCAGACAGCCGCGGGACUAUGUCCCUAUCGCCACGGACCGAACCCGUCUCCUGGCAGCAGAAAUGAAGAAGCCGCGCCAGCGUUACAUGGAGAAGAGUGGCAAGUGCAAUGUGCACCAUGGAAAUGUCCAUGAAACCUACCGGUACCUUAGCGACCUCUUCACUACUCUGGUGGACCUCAAGUGGCGCUUUAACCUUCUUGUCUUUACCAUGGUUUAUACUGUCACAUGGUUAUUUUUUGGGUUCAUUUGGUGGCUUAUUGCCUACAUCCGUGGAGAUCUGGACCAUCUUGAAGAUGAGAACUGGAUCCCCUGUGUUGAAAAUCUCAGUGGAUUUGUCUCCGCAUUUCUGUUUUCCAUCGAGACCGAGACCACAAUUGGGUACGGCUACAGGGUUAUCACUGAAAAAUGCCCCGAGGGCAUCAUACUGCUCCUGGUUCAGGCUAUUCUAGGCUCCAUUGUCAAUGCUUUCAUGGUAGGGUGCAUGUUUGUCAAAAUCAGCCAACCAAAGAAGAGGGCCGAGACCCUCAUGUUUUCCAACAAUGCAGUGAUUUCUAUCAGGGAUGAGAAGCUCUGUCUAAUGUUCCGGGUCGGGGACCUCCGGAAUUCCCACAUUGUUGAGGCUUCCAUUAGAGCCAAGCUGAUCAAGUCCAAACAGACCAAAGAAGGGGAGUUUAUCCCCUUGAACCAAACGGACAUCAAUGUGGGCUUUGAUACAGGGGAUGACAGGCUAUUCCUGGUGUCACCACUCAUCAUCUCACACGAAAUCAACGAGAAGAGCCCCUUCUGGGAGAUGUCCCGUGCCCAGCUUGCGAAGGAGGAGUUUGAAAUCGUGGUCAUUUUGGAAGGAAUGGUCGAAGCAACAGGGAUGACUUGCCAGGCCCGGAGCUCCUACAUGGACACGGAGGUGCUAUGGGGACACCGCUUCACGCCCGUCCUCACCCUCGAGAAAGACUUUUACGAAGUCGACUACAACAGCUUUCACAGCACCUACGAAACCAACACCCCCACGUGCUGUGCCAAGGAGCUGGCCGAAUCUUUCCAAGAGGGCCGGCUCCUCCGCCACCUCUCCAGCGCCACCCUCCUGAGCAGUGGCAGGGAAGCAGAGACAGCAAAAGAGGAACAGGAAGUGGAAGAUGAAGGAAGGGAGGUGGCUGGGGUGAAUGGAGCCAAUGGAACAGCAGGAGAGGUGAAGGCAGAUAUGUCUGUAUAACACGUGGAUCUGUACUGGACAAUAGACAAUACAUGUGCCCCUACUGGGGAAACAGUGGGAUCCAGUGGUUAGGGUACUAGCCUGGCAGUCAAGAGAUAUGGGUUCUAUUCCCAGCUCUGCUACCCACCUUUGGGUGACCUUGGACAAGUCACUCCAUAGCCCUGUGCCUCAGUUUCUCCCAUCUGUAAAACUAGGGUAAUGGUACUUUAUCCACAUUUUCAAAGCAUUUUGAGGUCUAUGGAUAAGACAUGCUAGAUAAGAGAUGUUAUUACUGUUGACGUUCCCCCACAGAUUGCUCUAGAAGAGACUCCUUGGUCGGUCAAAAUUAUUUCCCUUUCAGGGGAUAUUUAAAAAGAGAAAACAUAAAACAAGCUAACAAUCUCCCAUCUCAGUAAGAAGAAUGUAGUUUCGUACCUUCACUUAAUUUACAAGUCAAUGCACUGUAGACAUUAUUACUGCUACAUUAAAAGAGAGGAAAGGAAAAUC